CAUUUAGAAAACAACACAAAACAAUCUCUUCCCCGCAAUUGUAACCUCUUAUUGACGCAGACUGCACCCCCAUUCCCUGAUGUUCAAGUUUUCUCAUCAUCAGAAUACACCCUUUUCAAUCUUCAUCUCUCUUCACACACACAUACAUCAAACACUUCUAUCAACAACAACAAAAGAGUGUGAGAUGUUGUAAAUUCUCUAAUAUGUGUCUUUGAUUUUUACAUAUAAAAAAACAACACACACUUCUACCAAAUUUUGCUCUAAAAAAAUACAGUAAAAUAUCUUGCUUAUCAAAUGUGCCAUGUCAUCCCAAUUCCCUAGGGGUUUAUCUGUCUUUGAUUGAUGAGAAUAUAUAUAUAUAGUCCCUCAAAGAAGUUGAAUAACAAGAACAAAAAAUGGGAAUUUAUAUCUCACAUAUGCUAGUUUCCAAGGAAACUCGCCCUCUUUAGUCUAUUUCUUCUUCAGCCAUAGCCUUCACCUUUACAGCAAAGAUAGCUACAUUUUUGCUGUAUAUAAAUAAAAGCAAAGCAAUACAGUCUCUAACCACAAAAAACUCACUAACCAUCUACAGAAAACUUUUCAUCAUCAACCAUUAUGAGGAUUACUAUUAUUUCUAUUACUCUUUUCCUCGUAAUGACCAAACUCCUUGUGGGGGCAGAAUCAAUAAGCAGAGCAGAUUUUCCAGAAGGGUUUGUCUUUGGAACUGCUUCUUCAGCUCACCAGUUUGAGGGAGCUACUGAUGAAGGAAACAAAGGAGAUAGCAUAUGGGAUACUUUCUCAAGAAUACCAGGGAGAAUUGUGGACUUCAGCAAUGCAGACAAGGCAGUGGAUCAAUACCACCGAUUUCAGAAUGAUAUAAACUUGAUGAAGGAUUUGGGAAUGGAUUCUUACAGAUUUUCCAUAUCAUGGCCGAGAAUUUUUCCAAAUGGAACAGGGGAACCCAAUAAAGAGGGAAUAAAAUAUUACAACAGCCUCAUUGAUUCUUUACUUGAAAAAGGAAUCCAGCCUUUUGUAACACUAUAUCAUUGGGAUCUUCCACAGAUGCUAGAAGAUAAAUAUGAAGGAUGGUUAAGCUCACAAAUCAUAAAAGAUUAUGAGCAUUAUGCCAAUACAUGCUUCAAAGCUUUUGGAGACAGAGUUAAGCACUGGAUUACCUUCAAUGAGCCUCAUAACUUUGCACUCCAUGGUUAUGAUUUAGGCAUUCAAGCACCAGGAAGAUGUUCCCUUUUGGGUCAUCUUCUAUGUAAGAAAGGAAAAUCAUCCACUGAGCCAUACAUUGUUGCUCAUAACAUUCUCUUGUCACAUGCUGCUGCCUAUAGAAGCUACCAACUACAUUUCAAGGAACAACAAGGAGGUCAAAUAGGAAUAGCACUAGAUGUCAUUUGGUAUGAACCUAUAACAGAACUUGAUGAAGACAAAGACGCAGCAGCAAGAGCUAUGGACUUUUCACUUGGAUGGUUCCUUGACCCACUUUUCUUUGGAAAAUAUCCUCUCUCAAUGGAGAAACUUGUAGCUAAGAGAUUGCCGGAGAUUUCUGAUACAGCCUCAAAAUUUCUUGUGGGAUCUUUGGAUUUUAUUGGCAUAAAUCACUACACCUCAGUCUAUACUCGUAACGACAGGACUCGGAUUCGUAAACUAGUUAUGCAAGAUGCUGCUACUGAUGCUGCUGUCAUUACAACCGCAUACCGAAGAGGAUCUGCAAUUGGAGAAAAGGCAGCUUCAAGUUGGCUGCACAUUGUUCCAUGGGGCAUCCGAAAGUUGGUAAAACAUGUGAAAGACAAAUAUGGGGACACGCCAGUAAUUAUAACGGAGAAUGGAAUGGAUGACCCAAGUGGACCCUUUAGGACCUUAGAAAAGGCCUUGAAUGAUGACAAGAGGAUAAGAUACCAUAGAGACUAUCUCUCAAACCUAUCUGCUGCUAUAAGGGAAGAUGGUUGCAAUGUACGUGGUUACUUUGUAUGGUCAUUGCUUGACAAUUGGGAGUGGAACAUGGGAUACACCGUACGGUUUGGACUCUACUAUGUGGAUUUCAGGAACAAUCUUACUAGGAUACCAAAAGAUUCGGUGCAAUGGUUCAAAAACAUGCUCAGAAUAGAGACAGAACAUAGUGAAAUUUGAAUUGCUUUAUCAUAUAUCAAAUUCAUUUUGUAAUUGUAUAGUUCUUUGAAAAUUAAUGAAGGAAGUGGCAUCUAAAAAGGAGUGAAAAAUGUUAAUGAAGCCAACAACUGAGAAGGAAGAGAGAAGGAGGAUAACGUGUCAUUCCUAUCUUUCAUCUCAACUCCAUGAGAAAUUAUUAGGUAGCUUUAGACCAUCAUGUGUUCAUGAUUCUUGCCAGUUUCUAUCUGAAUUUGAGAGUAUUCAAAUUUUUCAAGUAUCAGAAAAAUUAACAAUUGACUAUGUAUUAUUCGAAGAUUGGUGUGGAUCAUAUAUGUUA
This is a messenger RNA of Glycine soja, 2434 nucleotides long. Its product is annotated as beta-glucosidase 25. The coding region runs from base 595 to 2118 and encodes 507 amino acids. The record is from RefSeq and is a predicted model, not a curated record. Gene Ontology annotation, biological process: carbohydrate metabolic process. The transcript has 13 exons. Gene Ontology annotation, molecular function: beta-glucosidase activity. NCBI's taxonomy places the organism in Eukaryota, Viridiplantae, Streptophyta, Magnoliopsida, Fabales, Fabaceae.